AUGAAGGAGUUCUCCUACAGGAGCCCUCUCAUGGCAGCGUACUGUCAAGAUGUGUGCAAGUUAGAAGACAAGUUACGAGGGAUCGAGCUACAUCAUGUCCCACAAAAGGACAAUGAUGUUGCUAACUUCCUCACAAAAUUGGCACCUAGAUGGGGCCCACCUUCCAACGGAGUCUUCGUGAACGACCUCCAUGAACCAUCUGCCCGUGUCCGAGAGGACCCAACCCAGUCACGGUCCGAUUGCAUGCUCAGGGGCUCCGACCCUGAUGCCCCUAUGGUGACCUCACCUAGAAGCACUGACGUAAUGGCGCACGACCCAGCCAACUGGAGAGCGUCGUUACUCACCUACAUCCUCGAAGAGGUCCUCCCACUAGAGAGGAUUGAAGCACGACAAAUCACUUGA
Setaria italica (foxtail millet) is the source of this 402-nucleotide messenger RNA. RefSeq lists its product as uncharacterized. The transcript has a single exon. Bases 1 to 402 code for a protein of 133 amino acids. NCBI's taxonomy places the organism in Eukaryota, Viridiplantae, Streptophyta, Magnoliopsida, Poales, Poaceae. The record is from RefSeq and is a predicted model, not a curated record.